AUGCCAACACGAAGUCAACAGCGAGCACAUACAGACAAAGUUCGAUUGCUCGGUCGAGUAAAUACUUUAACAGCAGAGACAUCGAAGACAACGCCAUCGAUUUUGAAACGAGACGCUCGAACCACUGGAAUACAAUCGUAUGACACAAGAACAAAUAGUUGUUCAUCAUCAACACUGGAAACUGACUCGAAUGAACUUAAAUCUCAUCAAUCAUUGAAGAUCAUUACCGAAGUCGAUGAAACGAAUAUUGAAGAUAUUCUAAAUCUGUCGAGUAUAUCACGCUUACCAACAACGUUUCUCACAGAAAUUCGCGAAGAUAAAAUCUAUGAGACAAUCUAUAAAGAAAUUCAAAAGAAACUACCGUUCGAACACGUUGUCCAGAUCCCACCAGUGCUAAAGUUAACAGAACAAGAACCACCGUCAAAGCAACCGAUCACAAUCGAUGACGACGAAGUUUUUGAUGAUGAUCCAAGUUUCGCAAAUGAUGUUUCAUCACCGACGGCCAGUGACAAGCCACACUCACCAUCGCAAGAUGGUUAUGAUACUGACAUUGAAUCUGAAAGCGUUAUUUCAUCCAGUCGUGAUCUGACCGGUCGAACUCAGUAUCGUGAUGCAUGUUUGCAAGCAAAAAUCAUCCCGUGCUCAUAUUUUCUGGCACACAUACAAGAUCGAGAGAUGAUAUUACGUUAUCAUCAAUUCAGUACGGAAGAUGUACGAGCAAUUGCGAAAGCUCUCAGUUCAAACAUUUGCAUUGAGCGCUUGUUCCUAGAUGGAAACUAUUUGCAGCAACAAGCUUCGAAAUACAUUUCUGAUAUGAUGGUAACCAAUGAUUUCAUUACUGAACUGUCCCUUGCGGAUAAUCGGCUUGGCGGUGGAGGAGAAAGUAUCGCGGAAAUUUGUAGGAUGCUAACAAUCAAUCGAAAUUUAAAAAAGAUCAAUUUAUCUGGAAAUAGAUUCAACGACAUGGAUGCUACUCUAUUAAUAGAUGCAUUUGAUCAUAAUAGAACACUUCGAGAACUUAAUUUAAGUCACAAUUGUUUUGGUGAAGAGUGUGGAAAAGCCUGGGGCACAUUUAUCAGUGGAAAUGAAACAUUGGAAAUUAUCGAUCUCAGCUGGAAUAAUAUUCGCGGACGAAGUGCAGUCGACAUUGCCAAUGGAAUUAAAGAGAAUGUUCGUUUGAAAAGGUGUAAUCUGGAGAUGAAUGGCUUUGGUCCUGAUGGUGGAAAGAUCUUAGCUGAUUGUAUUCAUCAAAAUGGUGCAUUAGAAGAAUUGAAUAUCAGUUCGAACCGACUGAAUACACAAAACGCAUUUUCGAUUGCUCAAGCAAUACUUGUCAAUGAUUCACUUCGAGUUUUGAAAAUUGGAAAUAAUCAAAUCAAUUGUGACGGAGCACUAGCAAUAUUUCUUUGCGUGAAAGCAAACGAAUCGAACAUCUUAGGCGAAGUGGAUUUUUCGGAGACGGUCGUCACACAAGAAGCGUUGGAUACAUGUGAAGAUAUUAUAAAGUUAAAAGAUGGUAAAUUCCAGUAUCGGACAGGAAAGGUGACGCCGCGAAUCCUUCAGCCGAAUUCGAUCAGUGAAUGUUAUAUCAAAACGGAUGCCGAUUACCUAAAGAAACUUCGUACAAAAGCAGCAAAUGCAAAAGCACAUUUUUCAUGA
Molecule: messenger RNA, 1659 nt
Organism: Adineta ricciae
Lineage: Eukaryota; Metazoa; Rotifera; Eurotatoria; Adinetida; Adinetidae
Source: the annotation of a GenBank genome assembly